Entrophospora sp. SA101 is the source of this 313-nucleotide messenger RNA. Lineage: Eukaryota; Fungi; Glomeromycota; Glomeromycetes; Entrophosporales; Entrophosporaceae. The record is from the annotation of a GenBank genome assembly.
AUGGGAGGUGUUGUAAAAAAACAUGAAGUGCAUGGUAUCAACGAAGUAGAAAUAGUUGGUGAAAGAAAAAAGUCACAAAGAAAAAUAACUGAUUAUUCACAAGUAACUCAUAACCAUCCUCCAUAUAUUCAGAAAAAAAAAGAAGAGGCACUGCUUAAAUGGAUAUUGAAAACCAACCAACCUUUGUCUAUUGUUACUAAUGAAGCAUAUAUAGAAAAAAUGAAAGUUUUUGAUCCAGCAUUUUCUGUACCAGGUGCAAAAAAAUUAAGAACUAUGAUUGGAAACAGUUACAGUUUUAACAAAGAAGCAUUGC